Molecule: messenger RNA, 1576 nt
Organism: Vicugna pacos (alpaca)
Lineage: Eukaryota; Metazoa; Chordata; Mammalia; Artiodactyla; Camelidae
Source: RefSeq, a predicted model, not a curated record
ACCGUCAGGGUUCUCCGUGGAUCCGCGGCCCGCGUGACUGGAGCCGCCCACACGACCCGGGUCAUUUUCCCUAGGCGGACCGACCUGAGGCCCCCGCUGACCCGGAUCAUCUUCUCCUCGCCGACCCGUGGCCACUGGAACCGCCCACACUGACCCGGGACUUCACGCCGACCUGGGGUCGGCCCGUUGACCGGAGUCAUUACCCUCACGCUGACCAAGGCCGCGGCCCCGCCGUCAUUCCCGCGCAGGACGUCUUCCAUCUGACCUGUCUUCCAUGGGCUCAGGGGACAUCCCUGUGCUCCCAGAAGCUGCGCAUCCUCCCUUCUCAUCCCAGCCCGCUGCCAGCUUUGCUUCCUAGAGCCCCUCGUGGGGGUUGUGGCUCCACCUUGGUCCUGUCCUGCCCCUGUGGCAUUUGUUUUCUUAAGCCGGCCUUCUCUUCGCCCUCCCAGUGCCUGUGGGUGCCCUCCCAGCAGGCCGUCACCAGAUGAUGAGCUGUGCCGUCUGGCCUGGAUUGGGCCACUGUUCCUGCCCUGUGCUGCACUGUCUUUACCCGGGAUAAACUGCUUCCCUUCUUCUCAGGGGCAGUCACACCUGUCCCAGGCCUACAGGAGAAAGUGGCAUUCCAUACUGUAGCUUAUGAGAUGAGAUUGUGGAAAUUCACAGUGACAGCUUCCAUCUCUGGGCGUCAGGCUCUUUAACCGCGUGCGCGGCAUGCAGUCUUGUGCCGCCUGCGCGGUGGUGCCCAAGUUGGGGUGGCCCGUGUAGCAGGAGCGACUGAGGCUGGGUGGGGCCUCGCAUUGGCAUCGGCACACACCUGGGUGGUCUCCCCACAGAGCAGCAGGAUGUCCUUUGCAGGGCAGCAUGCACGGUGACAUUCACACAGGCCUCUUCACCCUUCCUGCCCUGCAGCCCAGCGCCCUCGGGUGCAGGGAGCACCUGGGCGGAGGCCUCCUCCUGUGGACCAGAGAUGGCGUCCGUGGACUUCAAGACCUACGUGGACCAGGCCUGCCGCGCGGCGGAGGAGUUCGUGAACGUGUACUACAGCACUAUGGACAAGCGGCGGCGCCUGCUGUCCCGCCUGUACUUGGGCACGGCCACCCUGGUGUGGAACGGGAACGCCGUCUCUGGACAGGAGUCCUUGAGUGAGUUUUUUGAGAUGCUGCCUUCCAGCGAGUUCCAGAUCAACGUGGUGGACUGCCAGCCCGUUCACGACGAAGCCACCCCGAGCCAGACCACCGUCCUUGUGGUGAUCUGUGGGACGGUGAAAUUCGAGGGCAACAAACAGCGGGACUUCAACCAGAACUUCAUUCUGACCGCCCAGGCCUCGCCAGGCAACACGGUGUGGAAGAUCGCCAGUGACUGCUUCCGCUUCCAGGACUGGGCGUGCUAGUGGGGACAGGGCGACACCCCCAGCCUGCACUCUGCCCUCGCCCGAGUCCAGGGGCCCCUUUCUGGGCACGUGCGUGUUUGUCAUAGAUGCCUUUUCAAAAUAGUAAGAUUCUCUAUUUUUCUACUUGCCCAGUAGAGACCCUGGUUCUGGAAAUUCUGAUGAAUAAAACAGUGAGUGUUGCUUCUU